CAUGCCGAUAGCGGAUGGACGUGUGGCACCGCCGCGACUCUCUCUCACCACCCUCCAUCCCUCUCCCGACUCCCAACCGCAACCCAGGAACCGAGCGGAGAGGAGCCCCGAAACAAGCGCCAACGGAACUGGGAUCGCAACACAUCCCACCCCACACCACUCCCCAUCUCCAUUCCCCGCCAUCGCCCUCGCUCCCCGUCCCGCCUCCCCGUCCGGAUCCGCCCGGCUUCGGAUCGAUCUCUUCUCUCGUCGGUUACUAAAAUGGAUAAACUCAAUGGUUCUGCGCGUCUUAUGAUUGUUUCAGAUCUUGACCAUACAAUGGUUGAUCACCAUGAUGAGGAGAACUUGUCCUUGCUUAGGUUUGCUGCCCUGUGGGAGUCCACUUACUGUCAGGAUUCUUUACUUGUCUUUUCAACUGGACGAUCGCCUACUCUCUAUAAGGAAUUGAGGAAAGAGAAGCCUAUGCUGACCCCAGACAUCACUAUCAUGUCUGUGGGCACUGAGAUAACAUAUGGCGAGGCAAUGGUUCCUGAUGAUGGCUGGGAAGAAUAUCUGAAUAAUAAGUGGGACAGAAAUAUUGUUGUUCAGGAAACCGCAAGCUUCUCUGAGCUGAAGCUUCAGCCAGAGACAGAACAGCGUCCACACAAGGUCAGCUUUUUGGUUGACAAGAAGAGUGCUCAGGAAGUGAUCAAAUCUGUUGCCGAGAAGUUGGAGAAACGUGGGCUAGAUGCGAAAAUAAUAUACAGUGGUGGCCAGGACCUUGACAUAUUACCUCAAGGGGCUGGAAAGGGGCAGGCACUUGCAUAUUUGCUUAAGAAGCUAAGCUCAUGUGGAAAGCCACCAAACAAUACUCUUGUCUGUGGCGACUCUGGUAAUGAUGCAGAAUUAUUCAGUAUCCCUGGUGUACAUGGUGUUAUGGUCAGCAAUGCCCAAGAGGAAUUGCUUCAGUGGUACCAAGAAAAUGCGAAGGAUAAUCCUAAGAUAAUUCAUGCAAGUGAGAGAUGUGCAGCUGGUAUUAUACAAGCUAUUGGGCACUUCAAGCUAGGACCUAAUGUUUCUCCUAGAGAUGUGGACUUCCCUUAUGCGAAGGAGGCCUCCUUCAAACCUACAGAUGCUGUAGUGAAGUUCUAUGUUCUCUAUGAGAAAUGGCGCAGGGCUGAGGUUCCGAAGUCUGACUCAGUCAUACAAUACUUCAAAAAUAUCACUCAUUCAAAUGGAGUCAUCAUCCAUCCUGCUGGUCUUGAGCGCUCUCUCCAUGGAUCCAUUGAUGCAUUGGGAUCAUGUUAUGGUGACAAACAAGGGAAAAAGUACCGAGCAUGGGUGGACAGACUUUUUAUCACACAGACUGGUUCAGAUAGCUGGUUGGUGAGAUUUGACUUGUGGGAAUCAGAAGGCGAUGUACGAGUUUGCUCUCUGUCAAGUCUUGCCUUGAGUCUCAAGACUGAAUCCCCUGAGGGCUUUGUGGUAACACACAUCCACAAGACAUGGCUGAACGGUUACUCUUCAGGGGUUGAGCAGGCAUCUAAGCUUUAGACCAAUUUACCCGCCCAUGCGAAUGGAGUUUUCUUGAAGAUAGAAUAAUAUACAUGCUUAUCUGAGAAAAUUCUUCUUUUCCUGUUUAUAUUAACUUCUUCCCAAAACCGCGCUGGAGGAUGUCCAGGGAGAGGAUUUGGUGCCUACUUGUUUGGUAUGUAAGAUAAUUACUCCAUCUCAUGACUUCCAUGAGAAGCCAAAGUGAUUCCUCUUUCGUAUAUAUAUAUACACACUAAUCUUAUUAAUAAUGAAGCGCUAUUUAGCAA
Messenger RNA from Panicum hallii, 1799 nucleotides. RefSeq names its product sucrose-phosphatase 1. The record is from RefSeq and is a predicted model, not a curated record. Lineage: Eukaryota; Viridiplantae; Streptophyta; Magnoliopsida; Poales; Poaceae. The coding region runs from base 262 to 1533 and encodes 423 amino acids. The transcript has 9 exons. Gene Ontology annotation, biological process: sucrose biosynthetic process. Gene Ontology annotation, molecular function: sucrose-phosphate phosphatase activity; magnesium ion binding.